AUGUGUGAUCGCAGUCUCUACAGAUCUGGCUACGUUGGUUCUCUCUUGAAUUUGCAAUCUCCAGAUUCCUUUUAUUUUCCUAAUUUGCGGGCUAAUGGCAGUCAAUUGGCGGCUCUGCCCACCAUUUCCUACCCCAGAAGCUCGAUCCCGUGGACUUGCUCAAGUUCGUGCGCAGCCCAGCCGCAGAGCCACGCGUUCAGCGGCGCGGCGCAGCCUUACCUCCCCGGCUCUGUUCCAAUCAACAUCAACUCCAACAGCAACAAAGAGUGCCUGGAAGAAAACAAUAAAUAUUACGCCCAUGAUGCGAGCUCCAAACAAGAGGAAAGAUGCAGGCAGAGGCAAUCUUUCGCAAAUGACCCAACUAUUACUCACGCAGCCAACUUAAAGCCUGUAAAGUAUGACCACUCGAGCCUGCAGAGAAGUUUGCAUGGCUCGGCUACUCUUUUUGAAGUGAACUCCUGCACUUCCAGCCUAAAGGAGGACAUCAAGAAUUCGGUCAACUUGAACCUGACAGUUCAGCCCGCAGCAGUCCAGUCAUGCCUCCGACCUUCAGUGCAGGAUGGUUUGCCUUGGUGCCCCACCCAGGGGAGAUCAAGAAAGAAACGGAAACCUUACACAAAACAACAAAUUGCUGAAUUGGAAAACGAGUUUCUCCUCAAUGAGUUUAUUAACCGACAGAAGAGGAAAGAACUAUCAAACAGACUGAAUUUAAGCGAUCAGCAAGUUAAAAUUUGGUUUCAGAACCGACGAAUGAAAAAGAAAAGAGUAGUAAUGCGUGAGCAGGCGCUUUCUAUGUACUAGACCAGAGUCCGCCCGUUCCUGCAUGAACUUGUGCCUGGAGUGUUCACCCCUAGAGUAGAGUAUAUUCGCGGCUGAAAUGCGGGAAGUGUGAUUUUGUUUUUGUUUUUGUUUUACCGUUUAAACCAAAAUCUCCAAGCGCGUAGGAUCCCUGUGUA
Messenger RNA from Cygnus atratus (black swan), 956 nucleotides. RefSeq names its product homeobox D12 (gene HOXD12). NCBI's taxonomy places the organism in Eukaryota, Metazoa, Chordata, Aves, Anseriformes, Anatidae. Gene Ontology annotation, biological process: regulation of DNA-templated transcription. The coding region runs from base 1 to 801 and encodes 266 amino acids. Gene Ontology annotation, molecular function: sequence-specific double-stranded DNA binding; DNA-binding transcription factor activity, RNA polymerase II-specific. The record is from RefSeq and is a predicted model, not a curated record. The transcript has 2 exons.